Fusarium mangiferae is the source of this 1161-nucleotide messenger RNA. RefSeq lists its product as uncharacterized. Gene Ontology annotation, molecular function: hydrolase activity. Lineage: Eukaryota; Fungi; Ascomycota; Sordariomycetes; Hypocreales; Nectriaceae. The transcript has a single exon. Bases 1 to 1161 code for a protein of 386 amino acids. The record is from RefSeq and is a predicted model, not a curated record.
AUGGAGACUGAAUUCACCCCCUCUGAGUCACGGCCAACCACUCCGGAACCUCCGGGCUAUGUGAAUCCUCUCGAGUCCAGUUCUAGAUGGUACCUGAUCGCUCGUGCCCAAGCCAUUCGUUCUGCUGCCAGUCUGGGCUUCAGUAUCGCUAAUCGUACGGAUCCUCCUGCACCCUCACCAACCAAGGACAUCUGGCUCGAUGCUACCCUGUCCAAGGCUGAUCUUAGCCGCGCCGACCGCGCCAAGACGAAGAUCAAGGCCGAAGUAUGGAUGCCGCCCCGUCCCGCGCUCGGUGCCCGGGCUGCCGUUAUAAACUUCCACGGAGGCGGAUGGAUUCUCGGUCAGGGUACCGACGAUGCCCGUUGGGCCGGUGCUAUCAUGGCUAAUCUCGACGCCGUUGUCUUUACUGUCAACUAUCGGCUGGCCCCAUCGUGUCCCUUCCCAACACCAAUCGAGGAUUGUGUGGAUGCAGUUCUUCAAAUCAAGCAUCGUGCUGCGGAAUUCGGCAUAGACCCUGAUCGUAUCAUCCUGUCGGGGUUUUCCGCUGGGGCCACAAAUGCCCUGGCAAGUUGGCUCAUUCUUAACGACCCUGAUCGAUGGGGUUACAAGUUUCCUAUAGAGCCUCCAAAGAUUGCCGGUAUCACUCUCUACUAUCCACUUCUGGACUGGACCAUCUCGCGUCCGGAAAAACGGCUUACAUGUUCAAAGCCGGAGUUUACCUUACCCAAGGGUCUAACAGAUCUUAUCGACGCUUCCUUCAUCUACCCAAUCAUUCCUCGCGAGGAACGUUGUGAUCCAAGACUAUCCCCGGGGUUGAUGCCUGAUGAGUUGCUAAAGAAGCUUCCUCCUAUUCACUUGGUCUUGUGCGAGUAUGACAUGCUCCUCGCCGAAGGUCUCAAGUUCUCGAAUCGUCUCAAGGCUGCUAACAAGAAGUUCACAUUGCGUAUAGUCGAAGGAGAGAGACACGCAUGGGAUUGUCCACCACCGAUGUCACCCAAAGAGAGUGUUGCCAUUGAGUAUCAAGAAGCCGUGGAGACUAUGGCCAGUUGGUUUGGGCAGAAGUGCGAGACUGACACUGAAUCCAUGCGAUCAAUGAGAUUGAAACGGCCGGUUCUCAAGCGACCAAAGUACCUCUCCUUCAAAACCUGGUCCGGGAGGUAG